UAAGCAAAGCAGAGAGUUGCUUUAAAUGCAUGAAAUUGAACUUCCUUCGGCUUAUAGACAUGCAGUACAACCUCCCCAGAUGAGUGACUCUCAGUGCUUUGGUUUCCUGGUUUUAUUAGCUGAUUUAUUUUUAUAAAACCAGAAAUGGCUGAACAUACUAUCGACAUGACUCAUAAUAAUGGAAGACAGAAGGGAAAGGAAAAAGUAGGUGAUGAUGCCGGAGAUACUAGUCGUCGCUCGAUCAUAUCUGAGGAGCCAAGUUCUGGGAUAUCGGAAGGAGAAUCUGAUCAAAAUCAAACUAGUGGGAAAAAUCUAGAAGAACACGGACGGUGUGCUCUCCUCCUUCGAGCUGCCUUAAAAGGUGAUUGGGCGGCUGCCAAACCUUUUCUUAAGAAUAAGUCAGACUGUCUUCAAGCUCACAUUACGAAAGAGGAAGCGACAACACUUCACAUUGCGGCGACUGCAGGACACACCACUUUUGUAGAAGAAUUGUUGAAAUUGGUGGGGCCGAUUCAGCCGGAGGACUUGGAAUCGAAAACCAAUUAUGGAUUUACGGCCCUCCACUCUGCUGCUCAAUCAGGAAACGUCAGAAUCGCUAUGCAGCUGGUGAAAAUCAACGAUAAAUUGCUAUUGAAUACUUGUAAUAUGGCAAACGCACCACUCAUUGUUGCAGCUUAUCUAGGACAUACAAGCAUGGUCUCCUAUCUAUUUUCUGUGACUCCUUUUGAAGAAUUGACUAAAGAAAAACGCAUCGACCUCCUUCAUGUUACUAUUUACAAUGAUAUGUAUGAUAUAGCAUUGAAAAUUCUAGAAAGGGAUCCUAACAUAGCAAAUGCCGGCACUGAAUGCUGGCAGGAAGCGAUGGAAAUGUUGGCGAGGAAACCUUUCUCAAUUGGCAGCGAAAGUAAGCUAUCAUUCUGGAAAAAUCUCUUACACUCUUGGUUCAAAGGGAUUUGUAACAAAGCUUUCAUGAAGACAUUAGCCCAUGAACUAGUUGAAAAACUUUGGACAAAGGAUCUCUCAUCAAACUUGGCUCACAACAAUAUCGCUUUAAUUUUUGAAGCUGCAAAAGUUGGAAAUGUUGAAUUUAUAAUUAUACUUACCCACUCUUAUCCUGACCUUAUAUGGCAACAAGACAAAAAUAAAAUGAGUAUAUUUCACUUUGCCAUUUUAUAUCGACAAGAGAGUGUGCUGAAUCUAAUAUAUGAAAUAGGUGCUAGCAAGGAUAGCCUUACAUCCUCUGCUACUGAAGAUUACAAAGAAAACAUGUUGCAUUUAGCUGGAAAAUUAGCUCCUUCAGAUCGACUAAAUAUUGUAUCAGGAGCAGCCCUUCAAAUGCAACGAGAGUUGUUGUGGUUUAAGGAGAUAGAAAAGAUUGUGCCGCACACAUACGUGAACAGAGUGAAUUCGAAAGGCCAAACACCUAAGGAAAUUUUUACAAAGGAACAUAUAAAUUUGCAGAAAGAAGGUGAAAAAUGGAUGAAAGAUACAGCAAACUAUUGCAUGCUUGUGACAACAUUGAUUGCCACUGUGAUUUUUGCUGCAGCCUUUACUGUACCAGGUGGCAAUAAUCAAGAUACAGGAACUCCUAUUCUUUUGAGAAGUAACUGGCUUAUUGUAUUCUUCAUAUCAGAUGCAAUAGCACUGUGUUCCUCUUUGACUUCAACAAUAAUUUUCUUGUCAAUUCUCACGUCUCGUUACGCAGAAGAUGAUUUCUUAAAAUCAUUACCUACAAAGUUGAUGUUGGGACUUGCCACACUCUUCAUUUCCAUGGCGGGCAUGAUGGUAGCCUUCAAUGCAACUUUCUUUUUGGUGUAUACAAGCACAAGGGCAUGGGCUCCGAUUGUUGUAGUUGCUUCAGCUAGUAUCCCAAUUACGUCAUUUGUUUUGUUACAUCUUAAACUUUGGGUUGAUACAUUCCUCUCAACAUACAAGUCUAGAUUUCUUUUUCAGCCAUAUAAACAUAGACUUUUUUAGUGAAAGAUGAAGAUUGAGGAAUUGAUCAA
Messenger RNA from Corylus avellana, 2006 nucleotides. NCBI's taxonomy places the organism in Eukaryota, Viridiplantae, Streptophyta, Magnoliopsida, Fagales, Betulaceae. The record is from RefSeq and is a predicted model, not a curated record.